GGUCUCUCUCGCGCUGACUGCUUCGACCAAUAGGGCUCUCCUCAGUCUAGAGAGGCGCUUCGCUGGAGUGGUGGCGCAGCGCUCUCCUCGGGUACAACAUCCACCGUGAAGAAGAAAGAACGUCAGGAGCUAAGGUUUAGUUUAAACCUGUAGUUGCUGUUUGGAAAAUGAAGAUGCAGACCGCAGAUUGGUGGCUUAUAUGUUCUUCAUGCAAGGGCAGCAUGCUAAAGGAGAGAAGUAACUGCGCUGACCAGUGACUGAAAGCUGCGAGCAUUGGGACAGAUUGGCUGAAGACAAGGAAUUUCUAAGAGUCAGAAAGUCAAGACGGAAUUGUGCUAAGUCUUUUCUCUGGCACACGUGAGUAGGAGGAGGCAUCCUUUAUUAAAUGGAAGAUAAAGGCUACUUCAUCUAAAGUGUUUUGAACCUGAGAAAAGAGCUGUUUUCAGCACCUCACCAUGGGUCUGCUUAUUGUUGCUUAAACAAGCUGGGAGUUUCAUUAGCCCGGGGUAACAGAUACUGGUUUUGUUAUUUGAAAGAAUUUUUGGUUGGAUUCAAAUGUGGCAGAAAUUCUGGAAAAAGACUGGAAAUAGCAUUCCAUAUUGGAAGAAGAGAUUUUUAUAGAUGAAAAAAAUGCCUUUGUUUAGCAAAUCACACAAAAAUCCAGCAGAAAUUGUCAAAAUUCUGAAAGACAACCUGGCCAUUUUGGAAAAGCAGGACAAAAAGACAGACAAGGCUUCAGAAGAAGUGUCAAAGUCUCUGCAAGCGAUGAAGGAGCUCCUGUGUGGAGCACAGGACAAGGAGCCCCCCACAGAAGCGGUGGCUCAGCUGGCACAGGAGCUCUAUAGCAGCGGGCUGUUGGUGACACUCAUAGCUGACCUGCAGCUCAUAGACUUUGAGGGAAAAAAAGAUGUGACCCAGAUAUUCAACAACAUCCUGAGAAGACAGAUUGGUACACGGUGUCCUACGGUGGAAUAUAUCUGUUCUCAUCCUCACAUCCUGUUUAUGCUUCUCAAAGGCUAUGAAGCCCCACAGAUUGCCUUACGCUGUGGGAUUAUGCUAAGAGAGUGCAUUCGACAUGAGCCACUUGCCAAAAUCAUCCUCUUUUCUAAUCAGUUCAGAGAUUUCUUCAAGUAUGUGGAGCUGUCCACAUUUGAUAUCGCUUCAGAUGCCUUCGCUACUUUUAAGGAUUUAUUAACCAGACAUAAAGUGUUGGUAGCAGACUUCUUAGAACAAAAUUAUGACACUAUUUUUGAAGACUAUGAGAAGCUGCUGCAAUCUGAGAACUAUGUGACAAAGAGACAAUCUUUAAAGUUGCUGGGUGAGCUGAUCCUGGACCGCCACAACUUCACCAUUAUGACCAAAUAUAUUAGCAAGCCAGAGAACCUGAAACUCAUGAUGAACCUGCUUCGGGACAAAAGUCCAAACAUCCAGUUCGAAGCCUUCCAUGUCUUUAAGGUGUUUGUGGCCAGCCCCCAUAAAACGCAGCCUAUUGUGGAGAUCCUGUUAAAGAAUCAACCCAAACUCAUUGAGUUUCUGAGCAGCUUCCAGAAAGAAAGGACAGAUGAUGAGCAGUUCGCUGAUGAGAAGAACUACCUGAUUAAACAGAUUCGAGACUUGAAGAAAGCGGCCCCAUGAAGACGGUCCUGCCCUGACAGCCAUUUGUCUCCCUGUCCCUUGUGUACAGUGUUGUUUCAAAGUCUCUGUUCUUGGGAAGGCUUUGAAAACCCUGACCUUCUCAACUGAUUGUUCAAAGUCGAUGAAAUACAAACAUUUGAGUGGAAAAAAUCAAUCUAGAAUAAUACAUUCAUUUUAAUCAAGUCUGUGAUUGCUUAUGGAAUCAACCAUUAUAUUAAAUAUUGAUAAAGACGGUGUAAGUCCAGAACUGGACCCUAGGUCACCCAGGACAUCAAAUCAAGGAACACAUGUGUUUCUUGAAACAGACAAUGGGGAGGGGACUCAUCUGGUUUUUCAGACACUGAAGAGCUGGGAGACAGGGCAGCAUUGUCUGCUCUGUGUGCACUUUCCUUCCCUGCCUGCUGCCUGCUAGGUAGGAAGUGGCUUCUGACUCAUGUAAGGGGGACAGGUGUCAUCUCCCAGCUCAAUUCCUCCCCACUGUACCCCAUGUCUGACCUGUGGCCCACGCCCAUUCCCACUUUUGAGGGCGAAUCUGGGAGCAGCUGAGGGCCAAGUGAGAUCAGUAGAGGUUGCAGGGACCAAGAACACCUGUGGACUGUGACGCUCACAGGAGAGUUGCAGACAGGAGGCCACAAUCACUGUUCUGUCAGCACCGCUGAGGGUCAGGGAGUGUGAGGCUCUUUCACUAGUCGCUGUCAUGGAAAGAACACUUCCUGGUGACUGUUUUGAGAGGUGGAAUCACAGGAGAUACAAACCAUGGCUAUAGAGGAUCAUAAGAGACUUAUAUCAGCAAAGUCAUGCAUAAAGAAUGCCUCAACCAACCAAAGAAAGGUUCUCUUGUCCAGUUUGUUCUGUAAUAACUGUCAUUCUGUAACCGUCUAUCAGUGUCUUCAGUGAGAAGCUUAAAAGUCUAAAUGAACUCUCUUUCAUACUAGAAUAAUUACGGUGUUCAUUUGUGUCCCCUUAACAGGGACAGAGAGGAAAGUUAUUUUUUUUAAAGGUCACGGUUUGUUUUCAGACCUAAGACCUCUAAAAUGGACUUUAAAGAUAAUUCCGCAGGCACUGAAGCAACCACUGCCUGCCGGCAGCUCUUCAUGCCUGGAUCCCCAGGGCACCUGGCUGCUGUCUUCCUUGUCUUUGGGCACACAUGUCUCCACCCAGAGACAGGGAGAGAAGUGUGUUCUCAGGUAUAAAUGCCUUUCGUGGGCUUCCCACCGGAGAAUUGCCUGGCAGGGCACCUUGCUUCUUGGCUGGUUCAAGUGUUUUGCUUCCAUGCACCCCCUGGUGUCCUGCAUUCUUCAGUCAUGGAAGUCAGAUUAUUUUUAUUUUUCCUGAUAGCAUUGAACCCCUUAGAAUUUGACCUUUCUUGAUUUGCUUAUUUGAUUAAAAGAGAUGAAAAAAACUUUAAAUGUGUUUCCAUAGCAUCACGGAACACAGGCAAGGCCAUGUUUUAAUUGUUUCAGUUCUUUCCCAGCCUCUCUUUACCCUGGCUGUGGACCUGCUGGACAGAAAGCUAUAGGAUCUGAGGUGCAGCACAUGAGGUGGCUGGGUGUUGACAUGAGUUUAUAAGUUACUCACUUAGAGGGGACACUGAAGCUCGCCAUCACAGUGUGUUUACACAGAAAUCACUAGAAAUACUGUGAGACUUGGGAAAGGUCAUAUUUAAUACGAAGCACAGUUUAAAGACCAAAUAAAAAGUACCACAUA
Messenger RNA from Rattus rattus (black rat), 3342 nucleotides. RefSeq names its product calcium binding protein 39 like (gene Cab39l). Bases 622 to 1635 code for a protein of 337 amino acids. NCBI's taxonomy places the organism in Eukaryota, Metazoa, Chordata, Mammalia, Rodentia, Muridae. Gene Ontology annotation, molecular function: protein serine/threonine kinase activator activity. The transcript is spliced from 13 exons. Gene Ontology annotation, biological process: intracellular signal transduction. The record is from RefSeq and is a predicted model, not a curated record.